AACUAAAAUGAUGUUAAUUAAGUCUCAAUAGCUGAAACAUUCUUAAAUCUAAAUUAAAAUUCUAUUAUAGUUUCUUAUUAUUCAUUUGUUAUUGUGUUAAACGUUAUAUCUAAUAAGCGCUUUAGCCACGCCUUUUAAAAUGAGUUGACCUUUAUUUUCUGACCUUGCUUUAACUGUAGAGUAUGUUAAUGCUUUUUCAGGUAAAAAUGGCCGCAAACCUUAAGAAGUGUACGCAGUUAACUGGAUUAGCUGUGGCUAAAAAUCCGCAUCGUGUGUUAACGAGUUACUAUAACAAAAUACUACGUGCGUUGGAAAAUAUACCCGAAGGUGCAGCAUAUCGCCAACAUACAGCAAAAUUAGUAGAAGAACGUCUUGCACUUGUAACUGUAGAAUCUGAUGUAAGAAAACUGGAGGAAAAAAUUAAUGCUGGCCAAGUUGAAGAACUCAUACUUCAUGCAGAAAGAGAACUUAUGCUAGCCAGAAAAAUGAUAACAUGGAAACCCUGGGAGCCUUUACAGACAGUACCUCCUUCUAAUCAAUGGAAAUGGCCUAUUUAGAUAUCAAAUUUUAUUUCUUGUAGUUUCUUCCACUUGAAAAUAACGUAAGAAAUCGUCAUGUUAUGUUAGCAGAAUUAAAACGAAUAUGGAGUAUUGUUAUUACAUCAAACUUUAUGUUUUAUAUACUCAUACACACUAAUAUAAUAAAUUUGGAAUUUGGAAAUUCCGUUUUCUGCGUUCAACUUUCAUAUAUUAGAAAUAAAUUAAUAUCUAGAACCGAG
This is a messenger RNA of Stegodyphus dumicola, 778 nucleotides long. RefSeq names its product NADH dehydrogenase (ubiquinone) subunit ND-13B (gene ND-13B). Gene Ontology annotation, cellular component: respiratory chain complex I. Gene Ontology annotation, biological process: respiratory electron transport chain. NCBI's taxonomy places the organism in Eukaryota, Metazoa, Arthropoda, Arachnida, Araneae, Eresidae. The record is from RefSeq and is a predicted model, not a curated record.